This is a messenger RNA of Phyllopteryx taeniolatus (common seadragon), 1934 nucleotides long. Its product is annotated as seipin-like. The transcript has 11 exons. The record is from RefSeq and is a predicted model, not a curated record. Lineage: Eukaryota; Metazoa; Chordata; Actinopteri; Syngnathiformes; Syngnathidae. Gene Ontology annotation, cellular component: endoplasmic reticulum membrane. Gene Ontology annotation, biological process: lipid droplet organization; lipid storage. Bases 351 to 1271 code for a protein of 306 amino acids.
UGUAAUUUGUUUUAAAACCACUCUGCGUUGUUUUGAUCCUGAGGGGAAAGGACAAUGAUAUUGCCACAUGGCGCUCAUUGAACUCUGUUCCAGUUGGCAGUAGCAGCAACUUUGUAGACAGGGGGCCGGACUAAACCUUUUUGUUCGACUUCUACGAGCCCGGUAUUGGUGAGGCUACAGUCCUGUUCGCAACAUUUCAUCUAGACAGUGUUGAGCUGUACAGUAAGUAGACCAAGACUUUGCUGACUGUCCCUGGGGCAUCAGAAUACAAAGGGCCAUGGAUCAAACCAGCAGCCUUCCAGUUGCAAGACCGCAGCAAUAACACCUGUGCCAACCUGUACAAAGAUUUAAUGGAUCGAGCAAAUCACGAGCAGUCCGGAGAUGAACCGUUCAUCCUUUUUCGUGCAAUACUGACAAGAUUGAACGAUGCCGCCUUUACGGCGAUGUCCCGUCUUCAACAGCGGGCCAUGCAGGGUGUCAUUGUGUUCUCCGUGCUGGUGCUGCUCCUCUGGAUCUCCGCCUUUUUGUACGGGAGCUUCUACUACUCCUACAUGCCCUUGGCUACUUAUUCGACACCAGUGCACUAUCACUACAGGACAGACUGUGACUCUUCAAACUUAUUCACGUGCUCGUAUCCUGUGGCCAAUGUCUCACUGAUGAAAAACAACAAACCUGUGUUGACAUUCGGCCAGGCCUAUCAUAUAACUCUUCAACUGGACAUGCCUGAUUCCGAGAUCAACCAGGAGCUCGGCAUGUUCAUGAUCAGGACAACCUGCUUCUCUCGUGAUGGAGGCCAAGUGGCGACGUCUGCUCGUUCAGCAAGGCAGCUGCUAUCCGCCUCCAGCUCUCGCUUUAGUAUGCUGCGGUACCAGUCCAACCUUCUGAGGACCAUGUCAACGCUGCUGUUCUUCCCAAUGCUGAUGAGUGGAGUUGCUGAGCAGAAACAAGUGUUGGCGGUGGAACUCUUCUCAGAAUACACAGACGACCCAUACUCCCCCUCGGCCACAGCCGUCCUUGAGAUCCUAUCCAGCAAGGUGCAGAUCUACUCGUCCCAGCUCUACAUCCAUGCUCAUUUCACUGGUGUAAGGUACUUGCUGUUCAACUUCCCAGUCCUGUCAGCUGUCGUGGGCGUGUCCAGUAACUUUAUGCUCCUCGCCGUCCUCUUGGUCUUCAGCUACAUGCGGCUGCUGUUGGGCAGCCCAGUGCAGCAGGCCCAAAUCAAUACAGCAGGCAGGGUGGGAAAUGGUGACAACCGCAAUACGCCUACAUGAGACAUUUCAGCUGUGAGCUCUGCGUGAACAAACGACCAGCCCUCUCCUUGGCAUGAAAAGACAAUUUAGUAUGCAUAAAUUGAAAGUAGUAAUGUAUUCCUCCUCUAUUAUGCUGUCACAUUCUAUGGGCGCUUCCACUUGAGCUGGACAAAGAAGUUCCAAUGGUGUCUCGUUUCCUCACACCAGUCUGUUUUGCUUUGUAUGAAGAAAGAUUCUGUUAUAUGGGAAAUUUCUGGAACUGGCGGAACACAUCACUUAUAACAACACUAUCAGAAUCACAGACCCGCAUAGUCAACCUACAUUCUAAUAUUUGUUCUGUGAAAUUGUAUCCAUUUAUUCUCAACAGUAUAUUAUCUUCAUUUUGUAGUUUCUUUUUGCUGCACUGCUUCCAUUAUGUUUAUUCUAUGUGUAUGUUAGAUGGUUGUUUUUUUGCCCAAUCAGAUUUCAGACUACUACCAUGUCAAUUUCAUAAUAAUGUUCAGAGACUAUAUAUACAGUUUUGCACCUGUUGCUAGGCAUAUAAAAGAAUCAUUUUUGUUCAAUUGUCAAAUUUAUUAUUAUUGCAGUAUACAUACCUUUUGUGACAUUUAGUUUUGGGGGUGCGUGAGAUUUGUAUAAUGUAAACAAUGCUCCUAAGGGCAAUAAAAGUUGUAUUGAGCCUUA